AUGCGGCAGAGCCACGUUGGGCCCAAGGAUCAGGGGCUGCCGCACGGCCUUAGCUCCGGGGCGGUGAAUUUCUUUAUGGCCUCUGGGGAUGGCCACCUUCAAAAGUACAUUGAGCGCAUGCUGGGCUGGGGCUCCGGCCCCCACCAGCCGACUUCGACGCCCGUGUACGGCCCCAGUAAGACGCCGCGCCUCCAGCAAUUUGUGGACAUGACGACGAACAACAGUGGAAUGACUCCAUUUUUUUCACUGAACAGCGCUGCAGGUGGAUGCGGUAACAACACUGUGGAAUACACAGAGGAGGAAGCAGUGGAGAGGGAGGAGGAACGGACGCAAGUGUACAUGGAUCCGUCACAGAGACAGGAGAAAUGGGAGGAUCAUUUGGCACAAGCUCAAAUCACAAUGAAUACUCCUCAGCAAAAAAAGCGACCCGUGCAGAUAUCACCGGGUGUGAACACUCCGGCUUCUACGAUGGGAAUGACACUGUCACCCGCUACGGCGGGCCGCAGUGUAAUUCAAGUCACACCUGCUUCCACGGCAGCCCGCUCUACCAUCCACGUGGAGAGUGUUUCUCAUCCACCACCGCGGAGUGCACAUGCAGUGACUAUGAUUGGAGGAUCCAAUUCCUUUGCCACCGAGCUGGAAUCCGCAUUUGCCGAACAAACGAAAAGAAAGAACGCAGUGACCAAACAAAAUCAUCAAGAAGAGGCUGAAAUGUCAACCUGCAGGGCGGAUGUGGAUACGACACAAAGUGUGGCAGACAUUUCUCUUGACGGUAAGUCGCAGAAGACAUUGGAUACGGGUCGCGUGGAACGUUCUACGCAGCGUCGCAAUAAAGAAAAGCGACAUGGGAAGUUAAACAACUGUUCGCAGCAGAAUCAUCAGCGACAAAACAAUAAAACCAACGCCAAUAAAAACAACAACAAUCGUUCCGUCCUUACGCCCCUCACACCGCAUGAAAACACCUCAUCAAUGGAGAAUAACAGAAAGUGUUUUUUGCGUUUGCAGUGCCAUGGCGAUCGCCCAGCGACGGUGUUUUCGUGCAUCAAAUUCCAUGCUGGCGACCAUGUUAUUUUCGAUGCGGACCGUGGCGUGGAUUUGGGUGAAGUCCUUCACUGUGAGGAGUUAACGGAUGAGUCCUCCCCCAAUGAUACGGAGGCCGCUGCUGCUGCCGCCGCUACUGCUGGUGGCUUCGGAGCGAAGGGCGGCAGCCGUCGGUCGCUGCCGCGGGUUGUGCGCCGUGCGACGCCGGAGGAGGUGGAGGACUGGCGGGGGGCGCUCGUCAAGAGGGAGGAGGAGGCCGUUUUGGAGUGCCGUGCGGCGUGCGGGGAGCUCAAACUCACAAUUCACGUCGCAGGCGCCGCCUUUCAGUUUGACCGGCAGAAACUCAUUUUUUUUUAUGAGACGGACGGGCGUGUCGACUUCCGCUCGCUGCUGCAAGUGAUGUUUUCAAAGUUCCGCUGCCGCAUUUGGAUGGAGCGCAUCAACGCCACGCCGUGA
This is a messenger RNA of Trypanosoma cruzi, 1497 nucleotides long. RefSeq lists its product as uncharacterized. The coding region runs from base 1 to 1497 and encodes 498 amino acids. NCBI's taxonomy places the organism in Eukaryota, Euglenozoa, Kinetoplastea, Trypanosomatida, Trypanosomatidae. Gene Ontology annotation, cellular component: cytoplasm. The record is from RefSeq and is a predicted model, not a curated record. The transcript has a single exon.